AUGGCAGAUGAGAAUGCAUACGUCCUGGGGGAUCAUCAGAUGUUUGGAAUGGACCCAUACAUUGGGAUGAAUGUGCUGAUGAAUAAUGCUGGCAUAAUUACGUCUGAUCUACCGAUUCGUACAGCUGAUGGGCCAUACCUUCAAAUUGUUGAGCAACCUAAACAGAGGGGAUUUCGUUUCCGAUAUGUUUGUGAAGGCCCAUCACAUGGUGGACUUCCUGGAGCUUCUAGUGAAAAGAACAAAAAAUCAUAUCCACAAGUUAAAAUCUGCAAUUACGUCGGCCCUGCAAAAGUAAUUGUUCAGUUGGUCACAAAUGGAAAACAGCCCCACCUGCACGCUCACAGCUUGGUGGGGAAACACUGUGAGAAUGGAAUAUGCACAGUUAAUGCAGGACCAAAAGAUACUGUGGUAGGCUUUCCAAACUUGGGAAUAUUGCAUGUUACAAAGAAGAGAGUGUUUGACACGCUAGAAGCACGCAUGAUCGAUUGCUGUAAAAAAGGCUACAAUCCGGGGCUUCUCGUGCACCCUGAACUGAGCUAUAUACAAGUGGAAGGUGGAGGGGACAGACAGCUCACAGAGCGUGAGAGAGACAUCAUUCGCCAGGCAGCCCUUCAGCAGACUAAAGAGAUGGACCUCAGUGUGGUGCGGCUCAUGUUCACGGCUUUCCUUCCUGAUAGUACUGGCAGCUUUACAAGAACACUUCAUCCGGUCUUAUCUGAUCCUAUAUAUGACAGCAAAGCCCCCAAUGCUUCCAACUUAAAAAUUGUACGAAUGGACCGGACGGCAGGCUGCGUGACAGGAGGAGAAGAGAUUUACCUUCUUUGCGACAAAGUUCAGAAAGAUGAUAUUCAGAUCCGUUUUUAUGAGGAAGAUGAAAAUGGUGGUGUCUGGGAAGGGUUUGGAGAUUUUUCCCCUACUGAUGUGCACAGACAGUUUGCUAUAGUAUUCAAAACACCCAAGUACCGAGAUGUCAAUAUCAUAAAACCAGCAUCUGUUUUUGUCCAGCUGCGGAGGAAAUCUGAUCUGGAGACAAGUGAACCAAAGCCUUUUCUGUAUUAUCCUGAAAUCAAAGAUAAGGAAGAAGUGCUGAGAAAACGGCAGAAGCUCAUGCCUAACUUUUCUGAUAGUUACGGUGGAAGCGGAGCAGGCGCUGGAGGAGGUGGAAUGUAUGGAGGAGGAGGAAAUGGUGGUGGUGGAGGUGCUGGAUCAGGUUAUGGGUACCCACCAUACGGUUAUUCUGGUUAUGGAGGAAUGCACUUCCAUUCCAGCACAAACAAGGCUGGUGCUGGAAUGAAACAUGGAUUCUCAAACGACAUAUCUAAAAGGGAGGAUGGUGAAAGUCGCCUCAAGAGCAGUAAAAAACAUAGUGUGAAAUUCAAGGAAAAAGUUGGUGGUGAAGAGAGAAGCAAAACCGGGAUUUGUACAGCUCCCAAGCCGGAAGAUACAGAGAUUAGUAUACAAGAUAGUUUCUUUUUGGAGAAGGCUAUGGAGCUUGCUAAGCGUCAUGCCAAUGCCCUUUUUGACUAUGCGGUCACGGGAGAUGUGAAGAUGUUACUGGCUGUUCAGCGGCAUCUGACCACGGUCCAGGAUGAAAACGGUGACAAUGUCCUUCACUUAGCAAUUAUUCAUCUUCAUGUGGAGCUGCUGAGAAACCUCUUAGAAGUGAUAGCAGACUUGAAUGCCGAUGACAUCCUCAACAUGAGAAAUGACCUGUACCAGACUCCUCUACACUUAGCUGUCAUCACAAAGCAGGCAGGAGGGGUAAAAGCCUUGCUGAGAGCCGGGGCAGAUGCGACUCUUUUGGAUCGGCAUGGGAAUUCGAUCUUGCAUCUUGCAACCAAACAAGGGGAUGAGAAGGUGUUGAAUGUUCUGCUUCAUCACAAAGAAGCAUCUCUGAUGAAAGACCUCCCUAAUGGUGAAGGUCUGAAUGCUGUCCACCUGGCUGUAAUGGCUAACAGCGUGUCUUGUCUCAGGCGCCUCAUUGCUGCUGGAGCCAAUGUCAACGCCCAGGAACAAAAAUCUGGGAGAACUGCCUUGCACCUGGCUGUUGAACAAGGAAAUAUCUCCUUGGCAGGCUGCCUUCUGCUUGAGGGUGAUGCCAAUGUUGACAGCAUUACGUAUGACGGAACCACUCCACUUCACAUAGCGGCUGGAAGGGGUUCUACGAAACUGACAGCGCUUCUCAAAGCGGCAGGUGCAAAUCCCUACAUUGAGAACUUCGAGCCACUGUUUGAACUAGAAGAUGGGCAUGAUAAAGACAGUGACGAUGAAGAGGGUGUCCCGCGAGCAACACCUUUGGACAUGGCAACGAGUUGGGAGGUAUAUGAUAUCUUGAACGGCAAACCCUGCAAGUCAAAGGUGGCUUCUGAUGACCUAUUGACACAAGGGAACAUGAAAGAACUGAGUGAGGAUGUUAAAUUACAGCUUUACAAGUUGCUUGAAGUACCUGAUCUGAACAAAAACUGGUCCAUGUUGGCUCAAAAACUGGGCCUAGGGAUACUAAACAACGCUUUCCGGUUGAGUCCUUCUCCAUCAAAAACUCUUCUGGAUAAUUAUGAGGUGUCUGGAGGUACAAUAGGAGAGCUGGUUGAUGCCUUGAGAGACAUGGACUAUCCAGAAGCUGCUGAAAUUAUCCAGAAAACACUGUCCGUCUCAUCUAGUCAGUCCGAACAAGAAGAGACAGAAGGUGAAAUUUGCAUUCUCAAAUUCCAAGACACUGAAAGCAUUUGUGACAGUGGUGUAGAGAUCUUCCUCCGCAAACUCAGCUUAACAUAUUCUGAAUCUUUCACCAGCGAGUCACCAGUGACGCUUACGAAACUGGACCCAGGAUAUGGACAAGACAACUUACUACAGGGCAAAAUUGAAGCCACUUAAUGAUGUGGAGUGCUCAAGUAAAGCUCUCU
Molecule: messenger RNA, 2903 nt
Organism: Euleptes europaea (tarantolino)
Lineage: Eukaryota; Metazoa; Chordata; Lepidosauria; Squamata; Sphaerodactylidae
Gene: NFKB1
Product: nuclear factor kappa B subunit 1
Exons: 23
Coding region: 1-2874 (957 amino acids)
Biological process (GO): response to cytokine; regulation of transcription by RNA polymerase II; canonical NF-kappaB signal transduction
Cellular component (GO): cytoplasm
Molecular function (GO): RNA polymerase II cis-regulatory region sequence-specific DNA binding; DNA-binding transcription factor activity, RNA polymerase II-specific; protein binding
Source: RefSeq, a predicted model, not a curated record